AUGCGCGGCACUCUCAUCUUCGCGGGCUCUUCCUGCCCAGUCCUCACCACUCAGAUAUGUGAGAACCUGGGCAUGGCUCCUGCCGAGGCGGAGCUUACCCAAUUUUCCAAUGGCGAGACGAGUGUGCGAAUUUUGACUAGUGUACGAGAGAAGGAUGUCUUCGUCGUCCAGUCUGGCAGUGCUAAGGUCAACGACACCAUCAUGGAGUUGUUGAUCAUGAUCUCGGCCUGCAAUGGCGGCUCGGCCAAUAAGAUUACUGCUGUACUCCCGUACUUCCCCUACAGCCGUCAGUCAAAGAAGAAAUCCCACCGCGGUGCAAUCACGGCGAGAAUGCUUGCGAAUCUUCUGGGUGUCGCUGGCGUCAAGCACGUCAUUACCGUCGAUCUUCACGCGUCCCAGAUGCAGGGAUUCUUCAAGUGCCCGGUCGACAAUCUCCAUGCCGAGCCGUUGAUCGCGAGAUGGAUCCGUCACAACGUGCCCAACUGGAAGGAGGCUGUCGUCGUGUCCAAGAAUGCCGGCGGAACCAAGCGUGUGACAUCGCUUGCGGACGCGCUCAAGCUCAACUUUGGCAUGGUCACUACGGAGAAGAACCGAAAGGGAACCAACAUGACGUCGAGUAUGAUCAUGCACCACUUGGAUAACCUGGAUCGGGAGCCGGUACUGGAGAGUAGUCGCCAGCCCCUUACUCCACGACCCUCUACACCUCCUGUAGCUGGACGUGCUGCUAGGGUGAGAGCCGACGCCUCCGGCUCUCCCCAGCGCACAAGCGCCCCACGCUCCCACCCUCGCUCCUCGGAUGACCGGCCCACCACGCCUACGCAAUCCAAACCUGGCGACGGCUCUAUGGACGAGGAGGAAAGCGAUGCACAAUACGACGACCGUCGCGCUCAGGAAGUUACGCACGGCCGACUGGUACAGGGUCACAUAGUGGACGAUGACUAUCCCUCGCCUGCUGCGUCGACUGUGAGCGGGAGCGGCCGAGAGGAAGAUCCCAUGGCCGCGUCACAUGCCUCAUCAUUUUUUGCCCCUGCGCCCCAUGCUCUGGGAGGCUCCGGAGACGCGGCACCGGAGUCGGACGAAGAGGACGAAGUCUUGAAGGAUCCCAAGGUCGAGCACAUGAUCACCCUCGUCGGUGAUGUCAAGAACAGAACUGUCUUCAUCGUGGACGACAUGAUUGACAAGCCCAACUCUUGGAUUGCAGCGGCCGAGACCGUUGUCAAGAAGGGGCAUGCCAAGAAGGUCUACUGCAUGGCCACCCAUGGUGUUUUUGGUGGCGAUAGUCUCGAGCAGUUGCAGAAAUGCGAAUGCAUCGACACCAUUCUGGUGACCAACAGCUUCCCCAUCCCCGAGGACCAGGCCAAGCGUGCACCUAAGCUCGUAGUCCUGGAUCUCUCCUUCCUUCUUGCCGAAGCCAUCCGUCGAAACCACUACGGCGAGUCGAUUUCUCCUCUGUACCAACACAUUCUGGACUAG
Molecule: messenger RNA, 1473 nt
Organism: Colletotrichum navitas
Lineage: Eukaryota; Fungi; Ascomycota; Sordariomycetes; Glomerellales; Glomerellaceae
Product: ribose-phosphate diphosphokinase
Exons: 3
Coding region: 1-1473 (490 amino acids)
Biological process (GO): ribonucleoside monophosphate biosynthetic process; 5-phosphoribose 1-diphosphate biosynthetic process; purine nucleotide biosynthetic process
Cellular component (GO): ribose phosphate diphosphokinase complex; cytoplasm
Molecular function (GO): ribose phosphate diphosphokinase activity; magnesium ion binding
Source: RefSeq, a predicted model, not a curated record